AUGUCCCCAGUGCAGAGUCAUAAUUUCAAAAACGAGACUCUUUCAUCUUCGUCAUCCAUUCCAACCAAAGGAGUACAUUACCCAGGACAAACGGAUGACUGUCUCACUGCUGACACCGUUCACGAAGACCCCUCUACCUUAACAAAUAGGACAUCCGUACCAGAGUCUACGGUCUUCGAAUCUGUACGACCUCCAAUGUCGGCAAACCCCAAUGUCAAUUCUUACACCUCCGAAUUAGCGGGAAACGUGUCCAACGAGAAAAUCUCAGAUGCAGAGGAGGAAGAGACUAAAGAAGUUGAUGUAGCUACUCAAGAUUUAUUGACUUUUUUUGACCAGCCUCGUGAGGAGAGAAGGAUUCAAAGGGUACUCCGAGAUUCUUUGGAGUAUGAAAGAGUGGUAUAUAAGGGGGACGGUGAUUUCACCCAUGAUUUCACCCGUGAUUUCACUCAUCAGGUCAGCGUCGUGGGGGAACAAGCUGCUGAACGACGCGGACGGACAGUGACUAAUUGGGAAGCACGAUGGUCUCCGAAUACUCGAUUGUUUAUCUCAACAAAUGAAUUUCUUCCCUUGUCUAUAAGUCCAUCCACACCGUCAGGGUCAAAGACACAGGCAUCAACUUUCACUCCAAUUGACAGGGCCAAUGGUAUGUCAAUAUCUAGGGGUUUGCGAAGUACACCUUCUGGUGAAGAUUACUUCAUCAAGGAACAGGAUGAAUUGUCAAGACAUACUGUAACAGACAAUGGAACAUGGGGAGAAAGCUCCAGUGUUGCUUCUUCCACCCCUAUAGCCACUCCACCAGAGAGUGAAAUCGACUUUCCAUUUAAUACUCAAGUAACCCAUGGUCUUGAGCAUGAUCACUUGGCAAUGAAUAUGAAAAGUCUCACAAUCGGAAAUGAUCCAUCCAGGAAGAAAAAGUACGAACUUUGGAGUAUUGUUUGA
Molecule: messenger RNA, 939 nt
Organism: Tremella mesenterica DSM 1558
Lineage: Eukaryota; Fungi; Basidiomycota; Tremellomycetes; Tremellales; Tremellaceae
Exons: 5
Coding region: 1-939 (312 amino acids)
Source: RefSeq, a predicted model, not a curated record